UGUGGGGUAAGAGGUGUGUAGGGGGGUGGAAUGAUGCAAAAGGUGAUAUGUAUUGGGAAAACAGCCUUUCAUUAUGUUCGUUCUCUCCUAGGACCGCCGUGGGCUCACGUCUCGCAAAUAAGCAGUUGGGAUGGAAAUUUUGUGAUGCCGAUGACUACCAUCCUAAAGAAAACAAAGAAAAAAUGAUGAACGGAAUUCCACUGGAUGAUGAGGAUAGAAUCCCUUGGUUGUGCGCUUUGCAUGAAAUAUUAAUGAGGGAAAAAUCAUUUGGAGAAAAUGUGAUCCUUGCUUGCUCUUCCCUGAAAAGAAUGUAUCGAAGAAUUCUGACUGGUGAACAGAGCGCUGUCAACACAACUGUAACACGGGACCAGGAACAAUCUCAACUUGGCUACAGCAAUAACAUCUUGUUUGUGUAUCUUCAUGGCCCUAAAGAAUUGAUUACUAAGAGGUUAGACAGUAGAAAAGGACAUUUCAUGUCACCUUCUUUGUUACAAUCUCAGUUUGACACACUGGAACCACCAGAGGGGACUGAGAAUUUCAUUAACAUUAGUAUUGAGAACAGCAUUUCAGAUAUAGUGACUGAGAUUGAAAGACAUUUAGGUUAGAAUACACCUCCUCCCAUCCACCUUCCUGCAAAAAUUCCAUCCCCUAUUCCCAAUUCCUUUGCCUCCGCUGCAUCUGCUCUCAGGAUGAGGCAUUCCACUCCUGCACAUCCCGGAUGUCCUCGUUCUUCAAGGGCCACAACUACCCCCACCCCGGCAGUGGUCAAGAACGCCCUCAACUGUGUCUCCCGCAUUUCCCGCACCUCAUCCCUCACAUCCCGCCCUCGCAAUAACCGCCCCAGGAGAAUCCCCCUAGUCCUCACAUACCACCCUACCAACCUCUGGAUACAACGCAUCAUCCUCCGACACUUCUGCCAUCUACAAUCCGACCCCACCACUAAAGAAGUUUUUCCCACCCCACCCUUGUCUGCCUUCCAGAGAGACCACUCUCUCCGCGACUCCCCUGUCUGCUCCACACUCCCCUCCAACCCCACCACACCCGGCACUUUUCCCUGCAACAGCAGGAAGUGCUACACCUGCCCCCACACCACCUCCCUCACCCCCAUCCCAGGCCCCAAGAUGACUUUCCACAUCAAGCAGAUGUUCACCUGCACAUCUGCCAAUGUGGUAUACGGCAUCUGCUGUACACGGUGUGGCUUCCUCUAGAUUUGGGGAAACCAAGCGGAGGCUUGGGGACUGCUUUGCAGAACACCUACGCUUGGUUUGCAAUAAACAAUUGCACCUCCCAGUCGUGAACCAUUUCGACUCCCCCCUCCCAUUCCUUAGACAAUGUGUCCAUCCUGCGCCUCUUGCAGUGCCAUAAUGAUGCCACCCAUAGGUUGCAGGAACAUUAACUCAUAUUCCGCUUGGGAACCCUGCAGCCCAAUGGUAUCAAUGUGGAUUUCAUCAACUUCAAAAUCUACCCUCCCCCCACUGCAUCCCAAAACCAGCCCAGCUCAUCCCCACCUCCCUAACCUGUUCUUCCUCUCACCUAUCCCCUUCUCCCACCUCAAGCCGCACCUCCAUUUCCUACCUACUAACCUCAUCCUGCCCCCUUGACCUGUCCGUGCUCCCCGGACAGACCUAUCCCAUCCCUACCUCCCCACCCAUACUCUCCUCUCCACCUAUCUUCUCCUCUAUCUAUCUUCAGUCCACCUCUGCCUCUCCCUAUUUAUUCCAGAAUCCUCUCCCCAUCCCCCUUUUUCUGAUGAAGGUUCUAGGCCAGAAACAUCAGCUUUUGUGCUCCUGAGAUGCUGCUUGGCCUGCUGUGUUCAUCCAGCCCCACGCUUUGUUAUCUUGGAUUCGCCAGCAUCUGCAGUUCCCAUUAUCUCUGAUCAUAUUUUUGCAUAUUUGAUUUGGCUUCAGAUAGCAAUAGAUGUGUCUUUUUGCAACAACCAGCUUGAGGUGAAUGAGUUAAAUGUGUCUUAAAAUGAUAAAUUCUUUAAAUACAUUUUUGUUUCAAUUAAAACGUGUAUUAAAAUGUACAAAACAGUGAAUCAUACAA
Messenger RNA from Stegostoma tigrinum, 2046 nucleotides. Its product is annotated as probable gluconokinase. The record is from RefSeq and is a predicted model, not a curated record. Gene Ontology annotation, molecular function: gluconokinase activity. Lineage: Eukaryota; Metazoa; Chordata; Chondrichthyes; Orectolobiformes; Stegostomatidae. Gene Ontology annotation, cellular component: cytoplasm. The transcript is spliced from 4 exons. Bases 48 to 605 code for a protein of 185 amino acids.